AGUGGUUCUGUCGUUUGGGGACAAGAUAUAUAAUGGCGGAGUCCCUAACAGGACCCCCUGGUGUUAAUCCUGUGGAUGACACAAUCCGUUGUCCGAUAUGUCUAGAAGAGGUGAGAAAUCCAAAGUACUUGCCAUGUUUUCAUACGUUUUGUGAGACUUGCAUUCAAACUUUCAUUUCAAGUACGGCGGCACGUAAGGAUAACGAAACUCUGAAAGCCAUCGAAUGUCCCGUGUGCAGAAAACGUAUCGAAGCUACAAAUAAUGACAUUACAAGCGAGGAGUGGGCACUUGCUUUGCCUCAAAACAAACUGAUUGUGAGCAUGUCGGUAGAUCCCAAGAAAGAGGAACAUAAAGUCUGCAUGUUUUGCAAACGAAGUGACAAAAGCGUUAUCGCGAAGCAUUGGUGUAAAUCGUGCAUGGAAUCGAUCUGUGACGAAUGCAAAUUCAUUCAUUCGUAUGUUCCUAGUCUUCAGGAACACAAAAUCUUAAGCCUCUCGGAUGCACAGGAGUUAAAGAAUGACAUAGAAGUUGACGAGCCUUGUUCCGUACACAAGGGGAAACUUCUUGAGGUAUACUGCACGAAUCACGACAAACUUUGCUGCAGCAUCUGUUUUGCCACUGAACAUAGAAUGUGUAAGCAAGUACAGGCCAUUGAAGAUGUAGCAGCAGGGAUGAAUCUAGGCAUAGUUCAAACUAAACUGACAUUGUUCAAAGAUCUGCUGGAAAGUCUAGAAAAUUUGCAGGAAGAAUACAAAGAUAAAGCAACCGCACUAAACAGUAGGAAACAGGAAAUCGUUUCAAGCACUGAAAAGAAAGUUGAAGAAAUAAAAUUGCAGAUAGACAAGACACAUGCACUGUGGUUAAAAAGAUUUGAACAGAAACACACAGAUUCCAUUGGAAAUAUUGAGAUUGCUUCUGACGAGAUAAAACGGUUCGUGACUACAGUUCGAAAUGCAAACACCCUGCUACAAACGGUACAAGAAAAUGGAUCUGCAAAACAGAUUUUCAUCAGUAAUCACAAAAUGGGGUUUCAGAUUUUGGAACAUCUCAAUCGGUUAUGGGCUUUGGAUAUCUGGGACUUUGUCCGAGAUUAUAAUCAACGAGACACAGAUUUCCUUCAUCAGGUCUAUAAUGAAGGAAGGUUUCAGGAUGCCAGUUCUUCUGAAGUGCGAUCUACAGCCUUACAGAAAAUUUCAACAUUUGCCUCAUUACUGUCAGACAAAACGGAGGUUGUACGAAGGAGAGAAAUUAUGUGCCGUAAAGACUGGAUGAAAGUUAACUUUGAAAAAAUAUCUGAAAUGGACCUGCCCACGAUGGUUUAUUAUGGCUUAUUCAUAAGCGAUACAAAAGUCAUUAUGUCAAUGGAGAGCCCUCCUUCACUACAGGCUUAUGAUAUAUCUGAUGCUGUUGGCAAGUGUGUCCACACUCAUUCUUGUCAGGCCACUCCGUACGGUCUCUGUCAAUCAGGGGACUGCAUGGAUAAAGUCUACGUCUCUUUUGAAGACUAUAUUGAUUAUUACCAGGUCAAAGUCGCAGAAAAUGUAACAUUUAUCAAACUUGGUACCUUUCAUUUGAAGGAACCGAUGUUGGCCAUUUCUUAUGGAACAGCAGCCGCCUCCUCCGCUACUAACUCCACGAGAAUGAUUUGUUCAUCUGACUUUUCCGUCAUCAAUCACAGUUCAUCGUACAGAAAAGGUGGAAGUAGACCGUUUGUGUCAUCUUCAUUACGAUCAGAUCGCCAUUGUUUUGUAAGAGAAUCAGAAGUAGUUGUUGUGGACCAAAACAACAAGGAGAUAUUUCAGAGUUCUGUCACUCGUGGUUCUCCACGAGGAUUAACGUUUGACUUACAAGAUAAUAUCUUGAUUUGCUUGAAGAAUUCCAAAAUACAGCAAAUUAGAGAUGGAGGAACCGAGAGUAGGGUCAUUAAUUUGCCUGGUAUUGGGAAUUCCUACAACGUUGUACUUCAUCCUACAGGGGAAAAGAUGUUAAUGCUGGACAACUAUAGUAAAUGUUGUGUUUACAAAGUAUCAUAAAAUCAUUUCUCGUGUGAAACAAAACUAUGAGCUUACUAAUAUUGAAUUGCUGUUUUAAGUUUAUACUGGGUUUUUUUUUUUAAUUGUCUUUGUGAUUGAAAGAUGAGUUUGAGAUCUAUUUGUCUUUGUAUGUUGCAUGUUUUGUAUGGGGCAGAAGUAUGUUCGCCUACCCCCCCCCCCCCCCCCAUCUUCGCUAGCGAAGGGUUUACGAUCCGAUCCGCUUCUCUACAACACUUGGCUGCGUUAUAACGAUUUUCAUAGCUUUGAGUGGCGUCCUCUAGUGGAUGGAGAAAACAAACUGUUUGGUUUACAUCAUGUUCAACCAAUGAAAAUGCGUUUUUCAACUACACUUUGUGUGUUGUUAAAAAAAAUAGCCGCAACUAGUGAGUUACAAUGUUUUAUAUGUAAAUCAUUUAAAAUCAAUAAACUUAUUUCUCAUAGGCAAAGCCUCAUUGCACAGUCUACACACCCCCAUGUUGUAUGGAGACUAUGCAAAUCUGAUUAAAUGGAAGCGUUUUGAAGACAAUCACUAAUUGUUUACACAUUCCUUAGUCUUGCACGUGUUCUGACGUAACACACUCUCUGCAGGGAACUUGGCCUGCAUCCAAUCAUAUGCAGGAAAUUGUUGUCACGAAAAUCGUGCUAACGCAGCCAAGGGUUGUAGCGAAGCGGAGCGGAUGGUAAACCCUUGGCUGGCGAAGAUGCCUUCCCCCUCCUUUUUUGCUGAGUGUAUUCUUUAAACCGAAUCUCCUUACUACAUAUAUCUUCUUUUCAUAUACAUGUAUUUUAAGAAUUAAAAUCCCUGGACAAUCUAGAAAUUCGAUCACUUCUACCCAAUGACGUUUAUUGGUAAUUUCAACAUUAUAGUUUAAUUGAGAGAGCAAUCUUGUAGUUUGAUUGUGUAUGCGGAUUUAAUUCUAAUUGAUAAGGGCGUUUUUGUUUAAUCAUUUUCAAGUUUGGUCAUUUUCUGCCAUUUGGGAGAAUGCAAUCUCCUUUUUUAUGAAAAUUUAAGUACCGCCUUGGCUCGUACUCUCCUUGAAAAAUAUUGGAGAUCCGCCAAUGCUUCCAUCUGCCCCCCCCCCCCCCCAAAUAUAUUUGCAACAGUUGGCUGAAGAGCACACUGAUAAUCAACUAGAUAUGCAAUGUAACUUGAACGAAAUUAAAGAUAAUUAAUGUACAGUGUUU
Molecule: messenger RNA, 3218 nt
Organism: Ostrea edulis (European flat oyster)
Lineage: Eukaryota; Metazoa; Mollusca; Bivalvia; Ostreida; Ostreidae
Exons: 1
Coding region: 33-2033 (666 amino acids)
Molecular function (GO): zinc ion binding
Source: RefSeq, a predicted model, not a curated record